Clonostachys rhizophaga is the source of this 3615-nucleotide messenger RNA. The record is from the annotation of a GenBank genome assembly. NCBI's taxonomy places the organism in Eukaryota, Fungi, Ascomycota, Sordariomycetes, Hypocreales, Bionectriaceae.
AUGGAGUUGAAACGCGUCCUCGUGGCGAACAGGGGCGAGAUCGCCGUGCGCCUUGUUAAAGCUUGCAACAAAAUUGGCAUCACGGCAGUUGCAAUUUUUGUCGAAGAGGACGCUGGCAGUCUUCACGUUAGACUCGCUGAUGAGGCGUAUGAGCUCUCGAACAGUGAUACCAAGGGCUAUCUUGAUAUCGAUAAAGUUGUCGAAAUUUGCCAACAGCACGACAUUCAAGGCGUUAUUCCUGGAUACGGGUUUCUUAGUGAAAAUACGGACUUUGCUAGGCGCUUACAAGAUGCCGGUAUUCUCUUCAUUGGGCCGUCACCCGAGUCGCUCGAGGAGUUUGGCUUGAAACAUCGCGCUCGUGAGCUCGCGAUUCAAGCCCAAGUUCCGGUAGUGCCCGGUACGCCCAUCAUCACCACAUUCGAAGAAGCUCAAGAAGCUGUCAGGUCAUUAGGGUUCCCUGUCAUGGUGAAGGCUACUGCUGGUGGCGGUGGCAUGGGCUUACAGGCCUGCUUCAACCUCGAGGAAUUAGAAGCAGCGGUCGAGACUGUCAGAAGCCGAGGAACGGCUUUGUUCAACAAUGCAGCUAUGUUUAUUGAGAAAUAUGUCCAGUACGGUAGACAUAUCGAAGCUCAAAUCUUCGGCAACGGGCAAGGAGAUGUGGUAUUCCUUGGAGAGAGGGAAUGCAGUAUUCAGAGAAGGCACCAGAAGGUUAUUGAAGAAUCACCGAGCCCCUUCGUGAUGAAGAACCCAGAAAUUCGAGAAAAGAUGAAGAGCGCUUCAGUACUGCUUGCUAAGAGUGUCAAGUACAAAUCUGCUGGCACGGUAGAAUUCCUCGUUGACGACGAGACCGGCCAAUUCUACUUCCUGGAGAUGAACACAAGAUUGCAAGUGGAGCAUGGCGUUACCGAGCUCUGCUACAAUGUCGAUAUAGUGGAGAUGAUGCUGCUUCAAGCUCGAGCAGAGCUCCUAUCCGACGACCGAAACGGCGGCAUGAGCCUGGAUGCUUUCCAGCGUGACGGUCCUGCGGGGCAUGCUAUUGAAGUCCGAGUGUACGCCGAAAACCCGGCCAAAGAUUUCAUGCCCUCUCCUGGUCUCUUGCAGAACGUGAGCUUCCCGACCGGCAGCCAUCUGCGGGUAGACACUUGGAUUGAGACGGGGACCAAUAUUUCUCCCUCCUUCGACCCUCUGCUGGCUAAGGUUAUGGUGCACUCAACAACUCGACAUGGUGCGAUUGAUGGAAUGCAGGAAGCUUUACGAGACAGCUUGAUUCAAGGCCCACCUACAAAUAUGGAGUUCCUUGUCCAGAUUCUUCAAACAGCCGAUUUCCAAUCAGGUUACACACUGACCAACACGUUGUCCAAGAGAUUCAACUACUUGCCAAACGCCAUCGAGUUUCUUAGUCCCGGAGCUUUUACUUCCAUUCAAGACUAUCCAGGACGUGUUGGAAUCCCUCACGGAGUGCCGCCAUCUGGGCCGAUGGACUCCCUUUCCUUCCGAGCGGCGAACAUCUUGGUGGGGAAUCCUGAGGGCACAGAGGCUUUCGAGAUCACAAUGACCGGGCCUGUCCUCAAGUUCUACGGAGACGCGAUACUUGCAGUUUGCGGAGCUCAAUUCAAGAUGCUGCUUAACGACGAGCCAAUAGCUACAUGGACGCGACAUUACAUCAAGUCAGGGUCCAAACUCGAGGUUUUAGGUACCCAAGUUGGUGCCAGGGCUUAUCUUGCUAUUCUUGGUGGCCUUCCAAGCAUUGCAACGUACUUGGGGUCGAAAAGCACAGCUCCGACUCUCAAUUGGGGAGGUUUUCAAGGCCGAUGCCUAAGAGCUGGUGACUUCCUGUCACUGAAGCCUCUGUGCUCUCAGACGGGCUUCCAGCCAUAUCAAGUACCGGAGGUUUGUGUCCCAUUACCAGAGCGCAGUCCUGGGCUCUAUGCUUUGCCAGGUCCGUGGUUCUCUGCCCCUUUUCUAAGCCCAGAAGGACAAGCCCAUGUGUUCAACUGUGAGUUCAAGUUAUCACACAACUCGAAUCGAACAGGAAUGCGGAUGCAAGGUCCGCCGCCAAAAUGGGGGCGAGACAACGGCGGCGAGGGCGGGAGUCAUCCUAGUAACAUGGUUGGAUUUGGUGCGCCCAACGGUUCCGUCGCCUUCACGGGGGAUUCUGGAAUCGUUUAUGCUGUCGACGGUCCGGAUCUCACUGGUUAUGUCGUUACGCAGGUCGUUGCCCAACACGAUCUUUGGAGACUUUCCCAGUUACGCCCUGGCGAAAAGUUCAAAUUCACUCCGAUUACAUGGGCUCAGGCACUUGAGCUCGAAGGCAGAGUUGACAAAUUCUUGGCUGCCAUGAAAGACGGCUCUCCCGUUCCAUUGGAUUGGUCCCUCCCAUCCGAAGAGGCCGGAGAUGGCAUCCUUCACCGCAGCAGCACGUUUAGUAUACGUCAAGCUGGUGAGCGUGCUAUCCUGUGUGUGUUUGAUGGAGAUUUCAGUGUGCGCACCAGAGCACGCGUUGAGCAACUCGCUCGUGCUUUUAGUUCUGCUGGGGCUCCGAGGAACUUGGUAGCCGGUAAUUGCUCAGUCUACGUUCCAUUCGAUCCUCGCGCAAAGUCACAGGCAGAAAUGGUGACAAGCUGUAUUGAACUGGAGAAUGGUCUUCCCUCUGUCGACGAGGUCGUGCUUCCGAGUCGUUUAAUUUACCUACCUGCACUAUUCGAUCCACGGGAGUGUCAUGAGGCAAUCGAACGUUAUAUGACACUCCAAAGGCCAUCGGCGCCGUUCCUUCCAGACAACAUCGACUUCAUAAGGCGCAGUAAUGGGCUCAAGACCAGGGAGGACGUCAAAGAAGUCUAUUUUGGGAAACCCAUGCUAGUUAAUGUCGUUGGCUGGUUGAUGGGAUUGCCCAUCUAUAACCCCCUCGACCCUCGGGAUCACUUGGUCGUACCGAAAUUCAAUCCCUCUCGCAAUUGGACCAAAGCUGGAUCAUUGGGUACUGGGGGAAUGUCCUCAUCAAUAUAUCCGAAUGAUGGCCCUGGCGGACACAUGCUAUGGGGCGCAACGAUUCCUGGACUCUGUUGGGAUACAUACGGACGGAAACCGGGGUUCUCUCGCGGCCAACCUUGGUUAUUCCGAGCGUUCGACCAGAUCAUUUUUCACGAGGUAUCUCGCGAGGAAUUUGACCACAUAGUCCAACGUUUCAGACGCGAGCAGUAUGAGAUCAAAAUCGAACCUGCCCAUUUCGAUAUGACUGCAUACCGCCGGUUAAUGAAAGAAGUAGGCUCUGAGCUGGAAUCGUUACGGGUGCUGCGACAAAAGUGCACACAAAUCGAGCUCGAAGCUGAAGAGAAGCUGUACAAAGAGUGGGAGGUUUCCAGACAGAAGGCCAACGACGUGACGAUAGCUGAGGACGAGAACUUGAUCAAGGUGAGCAUUGACACAACUAGUAACGUCUGGAAAAUAAAUGUUCAGGUGGGGGACAUUGUGAAGCAGGGCGACGUUGUGGUGGUUCUUGAAGCCAUGAAGAUGGAAAUUACUGUUCGGUCGCCCGCCGCCGGAAAGGUUGAGGCGGUUCUCAAAAACCCCGGAGAUUUGGCCGAAGCGGGCGAUACAAUCAUGCUUUUACGUUGA